AUGGGACGAAAGCGGCUCCCGAAGUUCCAACAACUCGAAAAUUGUAAGUAACGAAAAAUACCGAUAUUCAUGAAUAUAUAAAUAGCGGAAAUACUAACGCUGAUGUCGUAGCCUACUUUUCAAUGAACAUUUCUUUACGUGGCAUUAUGUUUCCCUCAGUUGUUCCUUUUUUCGGGCAACAUGAUCAUUAAUAAUAAUUUAUUGACAUUUCUGACUUCAUAUUGACAUUUCUGACUUCAUAAGAAAUUUACGAAAAGCUAAGACAUGGCUGCAAGUAUUUCCGGUAUUUCUACGUUAGCACAAUUUUCAAUAUAUCUACAGUUGUGCCCAAAGUUUGCCGAGUCCCCGUUGUUGCCGAUCGUCGACAGCAAAACCGUAGAAUUCCAGAUACAGGUGGGUUUCUUUUCGUUAAUUUUUAUUCAUAAUAUUCAAAAUAUAUAUUUUCAGGAUUUAAUGAAAUAUUCCCACAAGUUCCUGCAGAUGAUCAUAAUGAUGGGAGAAAUGGAGAUGGUUCGCUUUCAGAUAUCGAAGGAGAGUCUGAUUUAAUGUUGGAACGUGAAGAAUUGAAUGUGGCCGAGGAUUAUGAGGACGAUGAUGAUAUUUACAUGGCUCCUUUUGCUGAUGAUUCCGAAGGCGAAGAUGUCGAAGAUUAUUAUCGAAACAAUGAUGCGGAUCCAGGUUGGGUGGAAGGUAUGGCUUUAUUACAAUGAGGGGUGGGAGAAUUUUGUGAAUUUUUUCGAAAAAUAUUUUCGUUGCUAAAUUUGUGAAGUUUGAACCAGAUCCAAAUUAUGAAAUUUUUCGAAACAUGAUUUUGUUCUAAAUUUAUCAUAUUUUCAAAAACAUAACAUGGAAUGAUGGUGAAACUUUUCAAUAUUCAAACUUUUUAGAAUUGCAGAAAGUGGAAAAAAAUUUUACAAAAAUAGGGGUUUCGAAGAAUAUAUGGGUUUAGAAAAUAUUAUGCUCUGAGAUGUCGAAUGUUUUUACUUCAAGUAUUUUCUCAUUACGCUGAGAAAACAGGAGGAAUGCGGAGAAAAUGUAUUUUCUUCAGUGAGAAAACAGGAGGAAUGCGGAGAAAAUGUAUUUUCUUCACUUUUUUCGUAUUUUCUCAGCCGACCUGAAUAGGCUUUCUUCGUUUUUUUCAGCGUUGAGUAAAUAACAUUCUUGUUGAGGAUCCAAAGUUUGUUGAAAAAGUAUAAGGAUGGGAAAAAGUUGGGACUGUAACUGGGAUAAAAGAAAGAGGGCGGGCAAGAGGGGGGUUGGCACACCUGACGAUACGUGUCCAAAAGGGACACUGUACAACAAUUUUCAAAAGCCACACUGUACAUUUUUUCAGUAAAAAGUGUAGUUUUCAUUCAUUUUCAUCGGUUUUUUAUGACAAUUUUACAAAAAAUUCAAAAUUUCACGCUGCACAAUUUUUUUUUUCAAAAAUUUCCACGCUGCACAAAAAUUUUGGAAAACUAUCGCCAGGUGUGGGGGCGGAGGUGCUCACCUCCACUGAACGUGUGACGAUUAUUCUGGAAAGUUCAACGUGCGAUUGACAGUUCCGACUUGCAGAUUCGUUGGCGGAUAAAAUUCUGCACCUUUCCGAUCCCGGACUUGUUACCUUGGCAUCUUCAAUAAUUGGCAGAGAUUCACAAACUGAUCUUCGGCUUCGUUUACUAACAGUUGCGGCAACUGUUAAAAAAGAAGUUGAAGAUAUUUUUGAAUAUGCUAUUCGACUUUUCAAAGACGUUCGGAUUUGCUCACAAUGCGGGAAAAAUUAG
This is a messenger RNA of Caenorhabditis angaria, 1763 nucleotides long. The record is from the annotation of a GenBank genome assembly. Lineage: Eukaryota; Metazoa; Nematoda; Chromadorea; Rhabditida; Rhabditidae.